This is a messenger RNA of Spirometra erinaceieuropaei, 6381 nucleotides long. The record is from the annotation of a GenBank genome assembly. NCBI's taxonomy places the organism in Eukaryota, Metazoa, Platyhelminthes, Cestoda, Diphyllobothriidea, Diphyllobothriidae.
AUGCGCUGCAGGCGGUCCAGAGAACUGGACGUACCAUCUCCCCUGGUUCUGUUGGAGAUCUGCUUCAUCCAAAAGACGGGUCUUGUCAAAAGCCAAACUCGGGUAGAAGUUGUGGGCGUAGUCCGUCCUAGGGCUGCUGUCCCGGACAUUCCACCCCAUGAGCCCUGUUGUCCGCUGCCCCCGGCUUCCCCAACCCUUUCUACUCCUAUGCCCUCGUCUGGUAAGCAUUCUGUUCCUUCAUCUCCACUACCUCCAACUGCAACUUCAUCACCAACAGCUCGGUCGAAGCACAAAUUUAAGUUUCAAUUCUGCCGUCUGUAUAUAUCAUCCCCGAUGGACGUCCAGUUCCUUUGCUGACCAUUUGAUUACUCAUGUUUUCUAGACAUAAAUAUUUCCUUCGAAGUCGAUGCACGCCGCUUCGGUCAAGCCGGGAAGGAUGGGGCACUGUGGCAGUCCGCCAACUUGAUUGUCACUGUUUACUCCAGCCGUCCUCCUCUCCGCCCCACGCUUUCUGUCGAUUCGAUGUUGGAUCCGCGUGAGGCUUGGCACUAGUCUUACGAAAUCUCGAAGAUAAGUUAACGCUCCUCCCUCGCUGACUGGCUACAGACGGACACGACCUAAAGAAAGCAAAGGCGUACACACGCGCUGGAGUCUAAGAACCUCAGCAGGGGACACUGAUGCACACAACACGCCCAAAGAGACAGCCUGUGGCAACUGUUUGCUGGGUCUUCUGUAUGCUACGGAUCUCAAGUUCUUCAUGCCUUUUGCCUCUUUUUUACACUCCUUCCACUGAGUUACAAUCUUCUACAGCCAGAAGUACCACAACUGAUAUUGUUCUAUCUUGAUUGCGAACGGCUAAAUGCCCAGCAUGUUUUUUUCACAAACUCCAUAUCUAUGUCAAUGGAAGACACUUUAAGUGCGAAGGCAACAUUUGCCGCCCUGACACAUUGGAAUGGAAGAUUCAGAGAUGAACAAAUCGCAACUUCGAGGUCAUCCGUUGAAUUUCAUUUGCCAGGGCCCUUCUGUCAAGGAAGUAUGGAUGCUAUUUGCCCUUUGUCCAAGCAUUCUUCGUUUCGAGCCGCAGUGUAACCCACCUCUCAAGAUAACAUUAAACAACCACAUAUCGGAUCAUACGUAUUGACGAGGUAGUCCUUCCUGCACGGGCCUUCAUCAUUAAUUUAUUUGAUCGCGUGUCGUAUUUUAAUGUCAUCUACAAAUAUGACUCCCCUGCAAUCCAGUCCUGUCAUGCAGCCGCUGACAUAGAUUAAGAACAUCAGGGCUCCAAGAACGAAGCUCCAAGAUACCUCACUGGCAACUGGCUCUAAUACCGAUUUCGCACUGCCUAGGCACACCGAGUUUAUUCGGUCGAUCUUGAAGUCCUCUGUUCAUUUCGGUAGGCUUCCCUGCGUCUCAAAUACUCUAGGCAUGUAAUGUAAGCGACGAUGUGGAACACAAGCGAAAACUUUAUUGCAAUCGAUGAAAAAACGCCGGCUUUUGUGUCUUCUAACUCAUGGGAUCGGUUCUGCAUUGAAUAGCAUGCACUGACUUCGUCAAAAACCGUGUUGAACACCUUUGAGCGUGUCGUCCACUUCAAGGAAAUUCAUGGUAUAUUCUCUGCUGAUUGGUUCCACAACUUUGAGACGAAUGCAUAUUAGGUUCACCUGCCUAUAACUAAUGGCCAUCGUUCUUUAACCACAAUUUUCGAAUGGAAUAUAUUUAAGUCACAUCCCAGUCGGCGGUAAGGAUGCAUCGGUUGAAGAACGAUUUAAAAUACGUGAAAUUGGUCUGGAUAAUUUGCAAACAAUCGUCUUGAGUACUUUUGUCGAUAUUUGGUCUUUCCAAGGAGACGUCGGUAUUUGAGGCGCAAGAAGUCCUUUCCUCACUCGUUCUUAUGAGGAGUCAUGGCUUGUUAUGACUGUGUCAUUACGUUCGUUACUUUGCAACCAUUCACUCUUGUUUUAAGAGUUGAAAUACGUCACGUGCAGUGUUGUCUUGCAUUUUGCCUUGAGUCUAAGGUGUUGCGCAAGAUAAGCGUAAUUCUUCGGGGGGGGGGGUGGUGGUACCCAGUUGUGUUUGGCCCUUCAAUUCUUAUCAUUCUAUCAAGUUAACAAAGGCUUUUUACUUCUCUAUGAUCGUGCUCAUAUCUGACAUUAUUAUGCACUUUGUGGUCUCGGAUCUCACCCACUUUGGGAGGUAACGUACACGUCCACAACUCGGUCAUUUCGUUUGUUUUUGUCCAUCUUGCCCGUUCACUUACUGAUCAGUAAUUGGUCUGUCUGCACUUCGAAUUUCAGUUUGCGCACAUUUGCAGUGCAGCAGAACUUUCGAUGUAUUAUCUGCCUCUCAAUUGUCCAAUGUAAGCUGACUCCUGCAAUAGGCUCAAAUUUACUAGCAGGCGUACUGGAAAUAAAAUGUUUAGUGCUAUAGAGAAUUGCUGAGAUAAGUAAGCAACGGGGUUGUAAACAUGGGACCGGUCUUCACAUAUCUGGUUCUUUUUAAUUACAGGCAUCGGAGGAUAGCGCAACCUCUGCCAUUCCGGAAAUUUUGUCUUAUGUCUUCUCCUGCAUUUACACAGUGCCCCUAAAAGACAACACGCGGUAGAUGCGCUGGGCCACCACGGGGACUAGAUUGGGGUUCGGCAGGCGUUACUGGGAAUCCGCACCCAUACUAAAUGUCAACUUUGUCGAACGUGUUUACAGCAACGGAAUCUGCUGCGCGUUUUGUUGGACAGAGCUAAGAAAACAGACAUUUUAUGGACGCGAAUUUCUUUGUAUAGUGUAAGCUUACAAAUAGUUUGGAAAAAUUUUUCAUAAUAAAUAGCAUAGAAGCCUGAAAGCCUUAUUAAAUUAUGCUUCGGGGAAUUCCAUAAGUUGAAAGUACCGUGUCACUGAAGGCUUCACUUGCCCUUGACAUUCAAGCGCAGUGGUAUCGUACUUGUCUUCUGGAUACUUUCUUCCAGGAGAGCGGGCACUUGUGUAAUCAAUGAAUCCACUUCGUAUAUAGUCCAUCAAUGGCUAGGCUGUACCGCUACAGAUCCUCUUUUGAUGGUUUUCGAUGGGUAGAAGUGUCAGUUUGUGAAAAAUAUGGUUAAUAUAGUUUGAAUAUAUGGGUUAAAUACGAGGCCUGUUCAGUGAAGUUAGCAUGGGCCUAAUCUUGACGGCUCAUGGUGUAUGACAAAAUCGAACUUUGCAUGUGGAUCGGUUAGGAUAGGCUAGGGGUGUCUGAUAGAAAUGAAAGAUGUAACAAGGGACUUGUUGAGAACUUUGUAUCGACCAACACCAAACUAAUUGACAGUUUGACCAUCGAUUGCGAUGAUGUCCACCAUGUGCCGCACAGCAGCAGCAGCAGCGGUGGGAGCAGGGACGUUGACUUGCGCAGGGGUUUAUAGUGCCGGUAGACUUGCGCUGCAUCUGCCUACAUUCUCUCCUUCUCCCUCGCCCGAGCCCGGUGUCAAGACAGAGUCAGGAAAACCGGAGACGAGGGCGGCCGCAGGUGGAUGCCUCGGACGGAUCCUCAACUUGGCUUUCCAACACACCCCCUGGUCCACACAACAAAUAACCAGGAUUUUAACCAACACAACCGAGACCGGAGGCUGACACGGCCGAAGCCGCCCCUAGGCGUGCCGUCGACGCCUGGCUCGGAUCCCACACAGUGGGAGUGCCAUAAAGGCCAAAUUAAGAAGGAGCCAUUGCUGCCUGACUCUCAUACCUCCAGUCCAGGAUGAGGUCCAUGUUAUCCCGUCAGUUGGCAACCUUCCAGGCCACGGAUUUUAGCGCACCUUGAUAGCUUCAAGCGCGUCAGAUUGUUUAUAAUGAGGAGAAUGUGUGCUGAGUCGUCAACCUCACUCUCCCUACCUAUUCCCAAACCCCAGUCGCUGUCCGAGACGGUCAGCAGACUGGAGUGGAAAAUGGACGCGGUGGCUGGCAUGGUCGACUGAUGGUGUUAGUGGUGGUGGUGCGGUCUUAUUGACUCUGCCUUGACACCGGGUCCAUAUGGAGGAGGGGGAGAGAGAGUGGAAUAGAUGCUGCACAUGUCGACUACCACUUUAAACCAACUCAUAGGCAAGUCACCGUACCUGCUCCCUGGCCCGACUGUGAGCACACGGUGGACAGCGGCGGUAACAGUGGUCGAACUCUCAUUGCAAUUACCGAUAAGGAGAUCGACCAGCCAAUAAGUCACCAGUUAGUGAGAAAUUUCGAUGUGCUAGUUUCUUAUUAUUUUUAAGCCCGGUUAUAUACCUGACUGUACUUUUCAUGGAAACACACUCGUGGUCUAAACAUACAAAAGACAAGACCUUCAACGAAUAGUUUAAUUUAAAGGAAAUAUUUCCCUUAGACAUACUGCGUUCAUUACGACGAGUAAGCAAAGAUACGAUCGUUAUGAUAUUGCACAUGCAUGACAUGCCUUAGUGAUGACACUGACCGGGCUACUGUCUGAUUGCAGUUUAUUCACGUCACACCCGCUUCACCAAGCUUGCCGCUUUAGUUGACUGUCAGCCACUUCGAUUUUAUUCAUCAAUAACAGUGGAGUCUUUAUCUUCAAAUAAGGUCCCUAUUCUUACUGCUGCCCUUCGGGGUAUCCUGCUAGGCCCCACCCCUCCCCUGUCUUCUUCUAUGGCUGCCAACAAAGUACUUUAUAUCAUUUUAACCGGGGAUUAGAUAUGUACAGUUGACGGCUUAAACCAGGCUGUCAGCCCAUAUCUCGCGCAGGAUAAGUGCUUCUCUGAGACCGCUGUGCUGAUUGGUCGAAAAUGGAUGGUUCAAAGGGGACCCAAAUAUCGAUUACUUCUACAGUGUUGACCGUUCAGCUCCAGGCAGUCACCUGAGAAUUAUUCAUCUCUUGUUGUGCAGCAUUCUAAUUCUACUAAUAAAAACGUAUGAAAGUCAUAAAAAGAGGAAUACCUAUUUUACGCCAACAGAGGGGUGUUCCGUUAUGCUAAGUGAAACAGUUGGUAAGUGUGUGUGAGUGUAAGGCUGGAAUGGUAAUGUUUUGCAAAUCAUCCUGCUGCUGCCGUCUUUUGCUUUUUGUAGGAACUAUAGGGCCAGUUACUUACAAUGUAGCUGUUACAACUGUAAACUUAGUCCCUGUCCUCCAUAGAAAUGUGACAAUCGUAGGGCACUCAAGGUAAGCAUGAUGUCGGCUAACGUGGGAUUGCGCUUUCCAAUAUGUCUACUGUUUUGUAUGUCACAUUCCGCAUAAGGAUGCAAGUCGAACUCUAAUGGCUUAAUGGUCUAACGUUUUCUACCCACAGACGACUGAAAUGGAAAGAGGAAGGAAAAUGUCUUAUUAACACAAGUGGGGAGAAGAACCAGAGUGACGAAGAAAAAUCAAAGAGAGGGGUUGAAACGGAUGAGGCGAGGUUAAGAAGGGAUUAUCGCUAUUACUUCUGCAAAGACGGAGCAUUUGUUCCUAUAAAGAUUGAAACCAGAAGGAAGAAAGUCGACGAUGGAAACCAGAUGGCGCUAGAACCAAAAGCCUACUUGCCUGCCGCACUUGCGAAAUGGGACUUUUCAACGAAUUGGCAUGGUGCGCAUGGACGACGAGCGACUACCCAAACGACUCUUCUACGGAGACGUCGCGACGAGCUCUCGCCGCCAAGGAGGCCGAUUUCGUCGAUACAAGGAUACUCUGAAGUCCUGCCUGAAGCAUCUGCAAAUUAAAUCGACUAACUGGGAAGAGCUCCUCCUCGACCGACCGACCUGGAGGAGGAAAGUGAAGUCAGGCGCUGCGAUCUAUGAGGCCAACUGAAUCGCCGCUGCCAAAGUGAAACGCGAAGCACGCAAAUCACAGCUACGCCCCGUCCGCAACGCCGACGUACAACCGCUUCGAAAGUGUCCUCGGUGUUAACGGACAUUCCGGGCACGAACUGGACUCAUUGGACAUCUUCGGACCAACUGCACAUCCCAUACCGCACCAACCGCCGCCCCUCCACCCGCCUCUGCAUCGUCCUCUCCACCGUUAACCAACUAUGACAAUUCUUCUGAACCAGCACUUCCGUCCUCCCCCUCCUCCUACACCUCUUCCCCCGCCUCUUCCUCCUCCUGCCCCAUUGCACCAACCACGGCCGCGCUGGUGGCCGACACACACACCAGCAUCACACACAUCCAUGACACAACAACAGACACCAUCCCUCCAAUCUCCGACUCCAGGGGUGAGGACCAGGGCUUCACCUGCCCUCACUGCGACCGCACCUUCACAUCACACAUCGACCUGGUCAGUCACUUGCUAAUCCAUCGCACAGAUACUGGCGAACCAGUGCCAGGAGCACCAACCUACACCCACCGCACCCGCCCCCGCUGCCCUCGCACCUUCACGCAUCGCACGGGCCUGUUCGGCCACAUGCGCAUCCACGAGAGCGGAAUUGACCGUCCUCCCGACUAA